Manis pentadactyla (Chinese pangolin) is the source of this 3221-nucleotide messenger RNA. It is a transcript of the gene BRAT1, whose product is annotated as BRCA1 associated ATM activator 1. Gene Ontology annotation, biological process: positive regulation of protein phosphorylation; DNA damage response; cell population proliferation. The record is from RefSeq and is a predicted model, not a curated record. The coding region runs from base 506 to 3016 and encodes 836 amino acids. Lineage: Eukaryota; Metazoa; Chordata; Mammalia; Pholidota; Manidae. Gene Ontology annotation, cellular component: nucleus. The transcript has 14 exons. Gene Ontology annotation, molecular function: protein binding.
UUGGGGAUCCGUUUGGGAGUCGCGGGAGGGGGUCGAGGGGUGAGCCGGAGAGCAGCCUGGGGUCAGUGCCUGCGGCCUGGGCUGGUCCCGGCCCGAUCGCGGCCAGAGUCUCGCUCCCCUCAGCAUCCUCCUGACGGUCCGGCGUCCGUAGCGGGGGUCGCAGGGAAGGCUCCUAGCGCAGGACCUGGCCUUGCGCGGACUGACAGACGCACGCCCCUGACCCCGGCGCUCAGAGGCACCCCAGCUCCCUCGAGAGCCUCCCCGACCGCACACCGACGGGCCCCCUUCACCCCUCCCAGACCGCCCCUCCGGGAGGGACAGGCCGAGGACAGGGCUUCCCCGUCCGCACACCGUUGGCUUCAGGGCUGUGGGGUGCAGAUGUGCUGAUCCGGAGAGGGACAGACAGGAAUUUCCAACCCUCCCUGAGAUGCUCCUCUUCCGUACGUGUGGCUGUCCCCGAAAGCCCGCACACGCCUGACUCUGGCCCACCGGCAGCGUGGGUCCCAUGCCGUCCCCCGACCAGAAUCCAAGGAUCCCCUGCCUAGCCAUGGACCCAGAGUGCUCCCAGCAACUCCCGGCUCUCUGUGCCGUUCUGACAGACCCCAGGCAGCCCGUGACAGAUGACACCUGUUUGGAGAAACUAUUGGACUGGUUUAAAUCAAUAACUGAAGCAGGGUCCAGCCUCCUGUUAUUACAAGAGAAUCCCUGCCUGGUAGAGCUGCUGUUCCACGUGCUGAAACCCCAGAACCUGAGUUCCAGAGUCCUCUCCUUCUUGCUCCGCCUCGCAGGGGUAUUUGCCUCCCAGGAGAACUGCUUCCAGUAUCUUCAGCAGGGGGAGUUGCUACCGCAACUCUUUGGGGAGGCAGGACCCCGUGGGGGAACAGCCUGGACUGCCCCGACUGUGCGCAGCGGCUGGAUGCAGGGCCUGCGGUCCCUGGCUCAGCACCCAAGCGCCCUGCCCUUCCUGGCCAACUGUGGUGCCGUUGACACCAUCUUCUCCCUGCAGGGAGAUUCCAGCCUGUUUGUGGCCUCAGCAGCUGGACAGCUCCUGGUGCACAUCCUGGGCUUGUCCAUGCAAGGCCCAAGCGAGAAACACCCUAGCCCACAGGCUUGUGACUGGCCAGCGAGUGCCCAGAAGAUUGUGGGUCACAUCGAAGAGUCCCUGUGCGCCACAGCCACCCCACAGGUCACACAGGCUCUGAACGCCCUGACCACCACAUUCGGGCACUGCCACAGCCCUUGGACGCAAGCCCUCUGGGUGCGGCUGAGUCCCCACGUGGCCUCUCUGCUCGAGAAAGACCCCAUCCCAGCUGCACACUCGCUCGUGGAUCUUCUCCUCAGCGUGGCCCGGUCCCCUGUGCUGAGUUCUGACUGUGGGCUGUGGGAGACUUUGGCACAAACUCUGAGCCGUCUGAACCCCGCCCAAGCAGGGCCCCUGGCCAUGGGGAUCCUGACUCUGCAGGACUGUCCACAGGCCCUGAGGGCCCAGGCCUUGGGCAUCCUCCUCCAGCCCCUGGCCUGUGUCCUGAAAGCUGCUGUUCAGGCCCCCAGGUCCCCAGGCUUGCUGGACGGGACCGAGGGUGACUCGGUGGCAGUGGACACGCUCCUCUCCUCCAGGUCGGCCUGUGCGGGGCUCCUGUGCCGGACACUGGCCCACCUGGAGUUGCUGCAGCCGCUGCUCCAGCGCCCUGCGCCCUGGCCUCAGGCACCCAUGCUUUGGGCCGUGGUAACAAUACUGCGGUUCUGCAAUGGCUCGGCAUCCCCUGCCUCUGACGUGGGGGGCCAUCUCUGUGCCAUCCUGGCAGGCUGUGUCCGAGUCCAGCAGGCGGCCCUGGAUUUCCUGGGGACACUGUCUCAGGAGCCAGGCCCCCAAGAGCUGGUGACGCUGGUGUUUGCCAUCCUCCUGGAAUACCUCACGAGCCCCGACUCCAGCCCCACGGUUCUGAAGAAGGCCUUCCAGGCUUCUCUCAAGUGGUUCCUGAGCUCACCCACAACUCCCGGCUGCUGCGACCUGGACCCCUGCACCCAGCUGUUCCUUGGAGACCUGUUCCCCGUGCUGCAGAAGCGCCUGUGCAGCCCCUGUUGGGAGGUGCGGGACUCCAGCCUCGAGUUCCUGACCCAGAUGGUCCAGCACUGGGGCGGGCAGGCUGGCUUCAGACUCGCCCUGCACACUUCAGAGGUGCCUGAGCUCGCCGUGCAGCUCCUGCGAGACCCUGAGAGUUAUGUCCGCGCAAGUGCCGUGACUACCGCGGGGCAGCUCUCUAGCUGGGGGCUGUAUGCUGCUCCCCCCAGCCCUGAGCACCCAGGAGGCCAGCAGGACAGCCUGCUCACAGAGCUUCUGCACAUCCUCACCACAGACUCGGAGGGCUUUCCCCGGAGGGCCGUCAUGCAGGUGUUCACUGAGUGGCUGAGGGACAGCCAUGUGGACGUGGCUAAGGACACUGAGCGGUUUGUGGCCAGGGUGCUCCAGGUAGCGAGCCGGGACCUGGACUGGGAGGUCCGGGCCCAGGCCCUUGAGUUGGCAUUGGUGUUCCUGGCCCAGACGCUGGGCCCGCCUAGCUCCUGCUGUCCCUAUGCUGUGGCCACUCCUGAGGCAGUGCCUCCUGGACUGCUGCCUGAGGCUCUGCAGCCACUCUGCCGAGUGCGGCUCUUUGAGUUUGUCUUUCGAGCCUUGUUUGACUGUGACAGACCCGUGGCCCAGAAGUCCUGUGACCUCCUCCUCUUCCUAAGGGCCAGGGCUACUCCCUGUAGCAGCCUGCAGGAGGCAGGGGGCAGCCCUGACAUGGCCUCCGUGCAGGCUGCCCUGCAGAGGUGGCAGGCAGGUGAGCAGGGCCAGCCCUUGGGGAACCUGGAGCCUCAGGCCGUGAUGGCUGUGCUGAGGUCUGUGGACCUGGAGGGACUUCGGGGCGCACUGGCCGAGAGCAGUGACCACGUGGAGAAGAGCCCUCAGUCACUCCUGCAGGACCUGCUGGCCAUGGUGGGCGUCCUGGGGAAGAAUGAGGCUGACUGCUACUGAGGCGCUCAGUGGGGUCCUCCCUGGGCCCCCAGCACUGCACCAUGUCCCUUCCUAGGGACCCUGUAGACUUGAGGGCUCUAGCCCAGCCUGGAUGCACAAGGCCCUCCAGGACGCUGGGACCAGGAAAGACCAGCUAAGUUAAUCCUGCAUUUUGAUGUAUUAAAGUGGCUUAUUUUCUACUCAAAAUAAAUGGUAUUUGAUAGUG